Cucurbita maxima (winter squash) is the source of this 2154-nucleotide messenger RNA. Its product is annotated as aspartic proteinase nepenthesin-2-like. The transcript is spliced from 12 exons. The record is from RefSeq and is a predicted model, not a curated record. NCBI's taxonomy places the organism in Eukaryota, Viridiplantae, Streptophyta, Magnoliopsida, Cucurbitales, Cucurbitaceae. Bases 97 to 2016 code for a protein of 639 amino acids. Gene Ontology annotation, molecular function: aspartic-type endopeptidase activity. Gene Ontology annotation, biological process: proteolysis.
UGAAGCAUUCGCCCAACUGAAACUUCAACUGUAAAUUGUUUAGCUGAAUCAAUCAGCUCCCAUUUUCCCUCUUCGAUCCGUCUCCCAUUCUUGCCAAUGGUACGAACACUCAUUCUACUCCCUGCAAUUCUCAUCCAUUGCUUGCACCUCACGCAUCUCUGCCUCUCCACCGAUCCCAUUUCCUCCAAUCGUCUCCUUACCCCUUCGCAUCGCGCCAUGGUCUUGCCUCUCUACCUCUCUUCGCCUAAUUCCUCCAGAUUUCUCUCGAACCCUCGCCGUCAUCUCCGCGAUUUCACCAAUUCCAACAAUCGCUCCAAUGCUCGAAUGCGCCUCUACGAUGAACUACUUCUAAAUGGGUAUUAUACGACCAAGCUUUGGAUCGGAACUCCACCGCAGCAAUUCGCGCUUAUUGUUGAUACGGGGAGUACGGUUACUUAUGUUCCUUGCUCCACUUGCGUAGAGUGUGGGAAGCACCAGGACCCGAAAUUUGAUCCAGAAUCGUCGAGCACUUACCAAGCUGUCAAAUGCAACAAUGAUUGCAAUUGUGACAAUGAUGGAUUGCAGUGUAUCUAUGAAAGGAAGUAUGCUGAAAUGAGUACUAGCAGUGGUGUCCUUGGUGAGGAUGUUAUAUCCUUUGGCAAUCAGAGUGAACUCAUACCACAGCGUGCUGUGUUUGGGUGUGAGAAUGAGGAAACGGGGGAUCUUUACAGUCAACGUGCUGAUGGAAUUAUGGGCUUGGGCCGUGGUGAUCUUAGUAUUGUCGACCAGCUUGUUGACAAAGGUGUGAUUAAUGAUUCUUUCUCACUAUGCUAUGGUGGUAUGGAUAUUGGUGGUGGUGCUAUGGUUCUUGGGGGAAUCUCUCCUCCAUCAGAUAUGAUUUUUAGCUACUCAGAUCCUGUGAGAAGUCCAUAUUACAAUGUUGAUUUGAAGGGGAUACAUGUUGCGGGUAAAAAGUUGGUUCUGAGUCCUAGUGUCUUUGAUGGAAGAUAUGGAACUGUCUUGGAUAGUGGUACAACUUAUGCUUACCUACCAGAGGAAGCGUUUGGAGCUUUCAAGGAUGCUAUCAUGGACGAGCUUCAUUCUUUGAAGAAGAUUGAUGGUCCUGACCCAAAUUUCAAAGAUACAUGUUUUUCUGGUGCUGGAAGUGAUGCUGCUGAUUUAUCAGACAUAUUUCCCACAGUUGACAUGAUAUUUGAUCAUGAGCAAAAGUUGUCUCUAGCACCGGAAAAUUACUUGUUUCCGCACUCAAAGAUACAUGGUGCAUAUUGUCUGGGAAUUUUUGGGAAUGCAAAUGAUCAAACUACUCUUCUAGGAGGCAUCGUUGUCCGCAACACUUUAGUGAUGUAUGACAGAAAGCAUUCAAAAGUUGGAUUUUGGAAAACAAACUGUUCUGAGUUAUGGGAAAGGCUACACAUUUCAGAUGAUAAUGCCCAUGCUCCAGCUACAUCGCUCGAUACUGAUAUUGCCCCUGCAUCUGCUCCAAGCGAGUCUCCACGUUAUAUGAUUCCAGAUAUUUUUAUUUUUCUCCAGAUUGGACGUAUCACAUUUGAGAUCUUGUUGAAUAUAAGCUACCCAGAUCUGGAGCCUCAUCUUACGGAGCUUUCGGAUCAUAUUGCUCACGAGUUAAAUGUUAGCCAGUCACAGGUCCAUUUAUUGAACAUUACCGUGGGAGGAAAUGUUUCAGCUAUUAGGCUGGCCAUACUCCCUAAUGGAUCUUCGGAAUUUUUCUCAAAUGCGACUGCCACGACGAUUAUUACUCUCAUCAAGGAGCAUCACAUGGAGCUACCUCCUACAUUUGGAAGUUACCAGGUAGUUCAAUGGAAUGUCGAACCUCUAACGAAAAGGUCAGUGUGGAAGCGAGUUUAUGUUGUGGUGGUUUUAGCUGUUAUAGUGACCCUUAUCCUUGGGUUGUCAGCAUUGGGAGUGUGUCUUAUUUGGAGAAGCAGACAGCCAGGGUUCAAUGCAUAUAAGCCUGUCAAUGCAGCAAUUCCAGAGCACGAACUCCAGCCCUUGUAAACAACCCUUCCCAACACAUUUUUGGUUUCUUCUCACUCUUUGCAUCUUUUUCGUUUUAUAGCUUCAAAUGUUCAGAAUUAUUAUUUUUUAGCCUUUGUAUUCAUUUUAUUCUCAAAGGCUCUAACAUUAAACAAACCA